AGGAACCGCCGGGGGGCAGCAGCUCCUUUGUGAGCACACCCACAAACAAGAACCAUAGAAGAAGCCAAAAUAAUGUCCCCGAGGAAGCAGCUAGCAGAAUGAGCCUCCUCUCGUCAUCACCACUUGGUUUAUUUCACUGAGCUUCUGUGUUGGUGUAAAGAUGUCCGAGCGGGAACAGGUCAGAGACGACGGUGGGGUGUUUCAGAGCGACGAUGUGCUUGAGCUGUCACCCAGCCACGAGUCUGAAGCUGAAGAAGCACCCAGCAGGGCUCCUUUUGACCCAGAGCUGGACCACAGUGAUGAUGAGGAGGAGGUGGAGGCCAGUGGUCCAGCUCCUAUCGCUACGUUCACCCUGACUGGAGGGAACUCCGCCUUCUCCUACCGCAGCCGCAGCAUCUUUGACUGUCUGGACACUGUUGACAGGAAGACUGCGCCCAGUCUCAAUCAGGAGACUUCCACAAACCGCAGGAAGACGAGUUGUCCUAUGCCCACUUGUCCAACACCACCAAAGAAGAGAGGUGUGCCUGAUUACUUGGCGCACCCGGAGCGUUGGACCCACUACAGUCUAGAGGACGUGACUGAGAGCAGCGAUCAGGACAAUAGGAGGACAGCCCACCAGUUCCUGUCCAGCCUGAGACAAGAGACAAAUCGUGAUCCCCCCUGCAACAUCCAGAAGAAGAUGCUCUUCUCUAGACCAAACCGACCACCAAAAGAUCUCAUCACAGUGCAGCAGGGAAAGGAGAAGGAGCUACAGCUGAGCCAUUUAGCCGAGGAGGAGGAGGAGGAGGAUGAAGGCAAACGAAGAGAGGAGACCAGAGGACCAACCGUACUGGAGGAUGAAGAAAAGGAGGUGAGUGGAGGUGUGGAGCCAGCAGAAGAGCAGACGAUGGAGGAGUCCAGCCUUAGCUUCACCUCCUUCAGGAAGACUAAAACAAAAAACUACAGGAGAAGCUCAGAACAGGAGGAUGACUGAAAGUCACUGAUCCUGUCCCUGCUGCAGCACGACACCCAGAACCAGGUGAGAGCACAGAGGCCAGUCCCGACUCCAGUACAGCUCAGCAGACAGGUUCACAACAUCUGGAUGACUGUCCAAGCAGAGCUCAGCAGGCACAAACCCGGGGACCACUCAGAAUCGUCCCUGAGAAACGGCGCUGACAACGUCUAGCGUGCUCGCUACCUGCAGCUCUACACCAGUCCUGCUGAUGGCGCUGUUGUUAUUAGCUACUGCUAAUCAGAGGUGGCAGACACAUCAGCAUUCGACUGCUUCUGUCUGAAAUGAAACCACAUCACACAGUUUGAACCAACUUGUAUGAAAGAAAAUAAAAGUUUCUGCUUCCCACAAAAACUAAACACGUAAAAGUUUAAAGAGCAGAUCCUCUUUAGCAGCUCGCUGUUGAGCCCGACCACGUUCAGAGUUGCUGUUUGAUUCUGUCCCUGAUCUCUGACAGGAACACGUGGCAUGACCUGUUUCAUCUGUCGGCUUUAAUAAAGUUGGUGAAAGUCUU
Messenger RNA from Nothobranchius furzeri (turquoise killifish), 1505 nucleotides. RefSeq names its product tumor suppressing subtransferable candidate 4 (gene tssc4). The record is from RefSeq and is a predicted model, not a curated record. Lineage: Eukaryota; Metazoa; Chordata; Actinopteri; Cyprinodontiformes; Nothobranchiidae.